Cucumis sativus (cucumber) is the source of this 1154-nucleotide messenger RNA. RefSeq lists its product as uncharacterized. NCBI's taxonomy places the organism in Eukaryota, Viridiplantae, Streptophyta, Magnoliopsida, Cucurbitales, Cucurbitaceae. The record is from RefSeq and is a predicted model, not a curated record. The coding region runs from base 70 to 777 and encodes 235 amino acids. The transcript is spliced from 5 exons.
AUUUCAAAUUAUUGGCGCUAAAAAGGUGAAGAUAGGAAAGAGGGAAAUUCGAAAACGGGACAUUCCAAAAUGAGCAACGAACGUCCUCCGAUUAGGGUUUUCGGCCAGCGCUCAAUUUCAUCGUCUUUUCUCUCCCGUUCUUCAAAUCCUUUCAAGAGUUCGAACGAUGAUUCGCAAAGCAAAUUGUCGAAGAAGAAUGCGCAACUGUCGCUCUCAGACUUCCUCGCUCGGAAACUGCCGGAGACUUCCGUUCCGCAGAGGACGGUGAAGGGGAAGUCCACGCCCUUCUCCUCGUUGCAGGGUCCAAGGAAUUCGAAUAAUGCACCUAUUGCUAUUGACUGUGGGACGGAUUCCCAGACCGAAUCGGCUAUUUCAAAGGUGCUUUUCGAACAGUUCAAGCGUUCUGAACCAAACCAAUGUGAAUGUUUAGUUCCAGGCAGUGCAAGUGAAAGAGAUAUUUUCAAUACUGAUGGUAUAUUAGACUCGAGAAAAAGAAAGAAAUCAAAUGAAGGGAUUAUUUCUACCACCCCAUGUGAGAGCCAAACGAGGAAGAUGAAUGUGGUAGUUAUAGGAGGCGACCCAAAACCCGACCAAAAAGGGACAGAGCCGAUUCCUAUUGCUAGAAACAAAAAGCCUAAACCCCUCUACAAUCACUAUGCAAGUGGCUCCGGCUGGUGGGACAGCAACAUGGAGGGUGUUGAUAGUGAAGAGGUUGGCCUUGGUGAAGUAUGGGAAGGAGUUGGGUCCACGACACUUGGAGGAAUAGAGUGGCAUUGACUCUUUUGGGGGCUUCAUUCUCUUCCCAUUGGAAACACUGUAAAUAUUCACUUUCUGUUUGAAUAUCUUUUUCAAGUUCUUUUUGAAAAAAAAGCCAUGUUUCUGCUAGUUAUUGACCUUUUAUAUUAAACUCUAUGUCUACGUUUGGGUUGAGGGAAGUGGGAUGAGGAUAGAAGUAGAAAUGGAAACACAUCUCUAUACAAUUUUUGAAGCUUUAGAUGUGAGGAUAAACGAUUUCCAUGCAUCAUUUACAUCAAAAGAUGGUACUCAUCUAAGUGAAGAUGUAUUCCCUCUAUUAUGUGAUUGUGCAGUACCAUGAUAAAAGAUUGUUUGAGGAUGGAAUUUCGUAUAAAAAAUUAGUUUAGAACUAUUUUAUA